Messenger RNA from Podarcis raffonei (Aeolian wall lizard), 2756 nucleotides. It is a transcript of the gene PLCXD1, whose product is annotated as phosphatidylinositol specific phospholipase C X domain containing 1. Gene Ontology annotation, molecular function: phosphoric diester hydrolase activity. Gene Ontology annotation, biological process: lipid metabolic process. Bases 256 to 1212 code for a protein of 318 amino acids. The record is from RefSeq and is a predicted model, not a curated record. Lineage: Eukaryota; Metazoa; Chordata; Lepidosauria; Squamata; Lacertidae. The transcript has 7 exons.
CCGGUGCAGCGGCUUUUGGGAAAAGGCGCGCGCUGGGUCCAGAAUCUGAGCGGGCCCGGAUUGAGAGAGGAGGCGAAGCUAGGCUCUGCUGUUGCUGAGAGGAACGGGCAGCUGCGACCCCAACGCUGUGGAAUUGCGUGCUGUGGAAAGCCAAAUGUGACACGCGACAAGGCGAUUUUGAAGAAUGUUUCCUGGAACGGGAUCUUUCUGAUUCUUCCUCAACUUCUUUUAUAGAACAUCACGCAAAAGGGGAAAAUGAAGGGACGUUCAAAGAAGAAAUCUGUUCACUUGUACAGUGACGGCGGCCAAUGGAUGUCUAAUUUGCCGGAAUGUCUCUGGGGCAUUCCUCUCUCUAAUUUGUCACUUCCAGGAAGUCAUGAUGCUAUGACUUAUUGCUUGGAUAAGGACUCGGAAGUGAGCAUAAAUGAAUCCAAGUUGCUGCAGUUUAUGGACAAGCAUAUGCACAGCAUAGUACACCCAAUUAUUUUGAGGUGGUCUAUAACACAGGUGCUGACUCUGUCAGAGCAACUGGAUGCUGGAAUAAGGUAUUUUGAUCUGAGGAUUGCUCACAAGCCUGAUGAACCUUCCAUGAAAUUGCACUUUGUUCAUAUGCUGUACACAACAGCGGUUGUAGAGGAUGUCCUGUGGGAUAUUUUACGAUGGUUAAGAAACCACCCCUGGGAGGUUGUCGUUCUAGCUUUCAGAAAUUUUGAUGGAUUAGAUGAGGACCAUCACCGCCAUUUGGUCUCCCGCACAAAGGAGAUCUUCAGUGGCAAACUGUGUCCUAGAAAUGUCACUCCGACCCUACGGAGCAUGUGGUCCUCUGGUUACCAGGUUAUUGUGUCCUAUGAUGAUCCAGGACAAGUGACAAAGCACUGUGAGUUGUGGCCUGCGAUUCCCUACUGGUGGGGAAAUAAAACAACAGCGGCAGAGCUUAUCCGUUACAUGGAGAUGAGGAAAAAGAAUGGUCGCCCAGCGGGAUUAUUUGUUGCAGGAAUCAACCUCACUGGAGAUUUAGGUUAUAUUCUCGCACAUCUACGUGGAUCUGUUAAGAAAAUGACUCUUCCUGCCCUUCCAUUCCUAAAUCAGUGGGUUAAAAAACAGCGCCCUGGAUCCAAGAAAGACUGUAUCAACAUAAUUGCUGGAGACUUCAUAGAAAAAAAUAACUUUGUGGAAAACGUGAUAGGCCUUAAUAGAAAAUUUUUAAAAUAGCAUUGCAGCUUGGAUGCAUGCUUGGGUUAACUCCUAGCAUGCUAUCUCAAAAAAUAGAGAAAGAAGAAACAAAAACCUUAAAUAACCCACCUACCUCACAGGAAUGUUCUGAAGAUUUUGCUUGCAGCUAGGAUAUGGAUAAACCGAAGGUGGCUUCAUGGAAAUUUCUAUGAAAAGACCCAGUUUUCCUGGGAAGCAUUUAGUGCAGUAAUUGCACUAUACUAAUAUACAAUCUCCCAAAGCCCUGCUCUAAAAGAUCUGUGCAUUCCAAUCUACCAGGGGGAUAUAUUACUGUGAAACAUUGAGUGUUUGGGACAGGCAUCCGGCAACCACAGGCAGAGCAGCAUUCUAUGCUGUUGUGAUCUGGGAGAAUAUGGGUGAUACAAAAAUGGAAAACCAGGAAUGCAGGCUCCCACAGUUAGGGAAUUGGCUCAUCUUGAAAGCUGUUAAAAGACGUGCGCACAAAGAAGUAAUCAUGACAGCGCAGCUUUUCUUCUUGGUUCGAAAGCCAAGCUGUAUCAAGUUCCCAAAAAGCUGCAUGCUAAGUGAGACAGCGACUCUUGAUUGCGUGCUCAGCUACACUAGGUCUGUAAAAUUCUGCAGGGUUACCAAAUUCAUCAAGGCUUACUUAUGGAAAAAUAAGGAAUGUGAUAGAAGUUCAUGGUUUAGGAACCACUAGGAACACUAGGAAGACAGGAGUGCCUGGCGUGCUCUGGUCCAUGGGGUCACGAAGAGUCGGACACAACUAAACAACAAGGAACAAAAUGUUUAGCUAGAGCAUCAUGUUUACCAUGGUAGGCAACAGGAAGGGGAAUAUUCAUUCCAAAAGCAAACCUUAGGCAGUCAUACUGAAUAAAUAAGAGCACUGGACUUCAACCACUAUGUAGCAGCGUUACAGAAAAAGCUAAUCUACUUCUAUGAAGGGUAUAAGAAAGGAACAGCAGCAGAAAGGCUGACCAAUGUAUUUCAGAAUCCCUAGUCAGUGUUAACAGUUCUAAGUGUACAUUGGAAAAAAUAGAGCUACAAUCAAGUUUCCCCUCAAGGCAUUAAAUAUUUAUUUUUGUUAAAGGAGGCCUGUAAUAUAAAACUUUAGGACUUUUCUUCUCCAAAUAAGUAAGUACUUUUUAACAAAGUGUCAGGAAUUGUAACACAGAAGUUAGAGCAGCAUUAGCAGUCUGGAAAAUCACGGCAACUUUUCUGAUAAAACAACAUUCACUUUGAUUAAAAAUUAGCUUUCUGACUGAUAACAAACCCUGCAUAUAAGCAGUUGAAUAGAUCUGCCACUUUGCCAAGAAUGGGUGGUUUUAUGCAAUUCCCCAUAAACCGAAAGUGUUGCAACUGUCUCAUGGCAUUUUCACAAAUACGCUUCUUCAGCAAUUCAAGGCAAACAGUUCCUGAUCUGUCUGAAGCAAACAGGAUGAAGCUCUAUAUUCUAGCAAAGCGCUCUCUCUCUCUCUCUGUGUGUGUGUGUGUGUGUGUGUGUUUGACAGCUCUGUAAUACCUAUUAAACAGAGACUCUCUGCAAAGAUAAUUUAUCUUGUUAA